AUGAAACCGUCAUCAAAGAGUCUUCCGCUCAAACAAAGAAGUGAGGAAACACCCCGAGAGACGCAGAUUUCAACGUUCAACAAGCAUAUUUACAGGUACAGCUACAAUUUAGGAAUGCCUAACUUAGGCACUCGCCGAAAAGGAAAUGCUGCGAUCUUCCCUGCAAACGAAGAUGUUAGAUUACAGAAAAACACCUUAGAAAUAUUGCCUCAGAGUAGCUGCGAUAAUCACCAAAAGACGAGUGCAACUCCUACUUUCAUAGACGUUGCUCCUGCGUCAAAAAUUGAUAUCGAACGGAAAAACCCUUUCAAAAUUCGAGAAGUA
Messenger RNA from Pocillopora meandrina, 324 nucleotides. Lineage: Eukaryota; Metazoa; Cnidaria; Anthozoa; Scleractinia; Pocilloporidae. The record is from the annotation of a GenBank genome assembly.